This is a messenger RNA of Empidonax traillii (willow flycatcher), 1720 nucleotides long. It is a transcript of the gene PEPD, whose product is annotated as peptidase D. The coding region runs from base 1 to 1191 and encodes 396 amino acids. Gene Ontology annotation, molecular function: peptidase activity. The transcript has 12 exons. The record is from RefSeq and is a predicted model, not a curated record. Lineage: Eukaryota; Metazoa; Chordata; Aves; Passeriformes; Tyrannidae.
AUGUUUCCUUUUGUUGUUUUCCAAAGGAUUCAUCCCCCCGAAUUCUUCAAGAAAAAAUACGGUGUGGAUGAAGCCCACUAUGUGACCGAGAUAUCCAGUGUCUUGGCUUCGAAGAAACCUGCUGUGCUUCUCACUUUGCGUGGCGUUAAUACCGACAGUGGAAACGUCUCCAAAGAAGCUUCAUUUGAGGGCAUCAGCCAAUUUAAUGUGAACAACAAAAUCCUUCAUCCUGAAAUUGCAGAAUGUCGUGUGAUUAAGACAGACAUGGAGUUGGAAGUUCUGCGCUACACCAAUAAAAUCUCCAGUGAAGCUCAUAAAGAGGUAAUGAAGGCAGUAAAACCAGGAAUGAAAGAAUAUGAGAUGGAAAGCCUGUUCCAGCACUACUGCUACGCCCGGGGUGGGAUGCGCCACACCUCCUACACCUGCAUCUGCGGCAGUGGGGAGAACUCGUCUGUUUUGCACUACGGCCACGCUGGAGCCCCGAACGACAGGACUAUUGAGGAUGGAGACUUGUGCCUGUUUGACAUGGGAGGAGAGUAUUACUGCUACGGUUCUGACAUCACCUGCACCUUCCCUGCCAACGGGAAGUUCACUGCUGACCAGAGGGCUAUCUAUGAGGCGGUGCUGAAGUCAUCGAGGGCCGUGAUGAAAGCAGUCAAACCAGGGGUCGCCUGGCCUGAUAUGCACCGUCUGGCUGACAGAGUCCAUCUGGAGGAGCUGACUAGAAUUGGCAUUCUGAAAGGCAAUGUGGAUGACAUGGUGAAGGUUCAUCUGGGUGCAAUAUUUAUGCCACACGGGCUUGGACAUCUCCUUGGAAUCGAUGUGCAUGACGUUGGAGGCUACCCAGAGGGCGUGGAGCGCAUCGACCUGCCGGGGCUGCGGAGCCUGCGCACGGCGCGGAGCCUGGAGCAGGGCAUGGUGCUCACCGUCGAGCCGGGCAUCUACUUCAUCGACCACCUCCUGGACCAGGCCCUCCGCGACCCUGCGCAGUCCUGCUUCAUCAACAACGACGUCCUGCGGCGCUUCAGGGGGUUCGGCGGGGUCCGCAUCGAGGACGACAUCGCGGUGACAGCCACUGGAAUGGAGCUGCUCACGUGUGUCCCACGUACUGUGGAGGAAAUAGAGGCUUUCAUGGCUGAAGGCCAAGGCAGUGCCAAGUCGUUUGACUGCCUCUCCAGCCCAAAGCAGUGAACUCCGGAAUGAUCCUUACUGCCUCGACUAAUCAGUCAUCGUUCUGAUUCGAUGCUGCAGCGUAGAAAAUAAAGUCAAUCCAAUUCUUAAUAGCAAGAGAGGCAGGCAGGCAAUUACCUGGAAUAAUUCGUUCACUAAAAUCCAAGGCAGAAGGCUUCAGCACUUGAUACCAGGUAACUCCACUGCUGCUGCUUGCAGUCGGCAGUUUACAUGACCAAGUGCCACCUAAAUAACCCUGCUGCAUUAUCAGUGGGGCUUGUACUUCUGUCACAUCUCAACUCAGACUUUUCUUGCAAUUAAAUCUGGAUGUUGAUGAUCGAGACUCUAAAAUACCAAAUGCUGAAAGCUGUCAGCAAUUGUAGUACUCAAGUCCUUUUUUAAAUUUCAUCACAAGUACUGUGAAAACCAGAAGAAAAAUAAUCAGUUGUUCUCAGUGAACAUAAUGGCACUAUUUUUCUUACAGAUCUUAUUUCAGUAUCCAUGGAGUAAACAGAAUCAAACUUUUAUUAAAAUUCACCUUGGCAUCAUU